AUGAAAUCAAUUACUUUUGCUUUGAUUAUUGCGAUCUUGGUUACCUUUAUUUAUUCUUCUCCUAUACCACAAGGAAAUGGCGAACCAAAAUCCGUUAAUAUUGAAGGUCCGGGUCCAGGACAAUUGACUAUUGGUUCUGAACAAACUAUUACUUGGACGACUACAGGAUUUUCUGCUGAUGAACCAAUAACAUUCGCUAUUCUCGCAGAACAUAAUCCUGCCCCAUCCUUUAUUGCUGAUUCCACACUUUUUGUAGGAAAUAUUUCAUUCACAAUUGAUGACAAAUUUACUCCUGGAACUAAAUAUGGAAGUUUUAUCGCUCUUAAGUCUGAACCAACGAAUCCUUUUCGUGGUCCAAUUUUCGAAGUGACUGAUGGUGGUAAUACAGUGAUAAAACCGGAAUCAACAACACCAAGUGUGAAAGCAGAUAUUUG
Messenger RNA from Funneliformis mosseae, 434 nucleotides. The record is from the annotation of a GenBank genome assembly. Lineage: Eukaryota; Fungi; Glomeromycota; Glomeromycetes; Glomerales; Glomeraceae.